Messenger RNA from Schistosoma mattheei, 3019 nucleotides. Lineage: Eukaryota; Metazoa; Platyhelminthes; Trematoda; Strigeidida; Schistosomatidae. The record is from the annotation of a GenBank genome assembly.
AUGCCGAGAUUUUCUAAAAGUCUAUCAACCAAGAAUGUUCAAAUGCAAAUUAUUUAUAAUAAUCAAAAUAAAAAAAUAUCCAAAGACUCAUACAUUUUAAUAGCAAUAGAAAAUCGUCUGCUACGUUUACCUAUUGCAAGAUGCAAACGAUUUGGUGAUGAAAGAAUAGGAUGUAAACUUUUACGAGAUCCUUAUUGUGGAUGGAGUGAAGCAAAACAAAAAUGUAUUGACUUAAGUACUGAAGAAGGAAUACUUAAUAAUAUUGUAACAUAUCAUUCAGAUACCUGUUUUCAAAGUGAAUUAAUCCCAAAUAUGAAGAUUAAGAGUGAAUGGGGUAGCUGGAGUGAAUGGAACAGUUGUGAACAGUCAUCAGGGACACAUAAAAAUAACAUAUUACUGACACAAUAUUCGAGUGAACAAUUUAAAUUGAUUGGAUGUAAUUGUCGUUUUCGAUCUUGUUACUCACCUAUUUCAUCUGAACCCAAUGAAAAUGAAUGUUCAAAUGGAUCUUCAGUUGAAAUCAGCAGUUGUUCUUAUAGUGGUGGUUGGACUGGGUGGUCUGCAUGGUCUGGAUGUGAACCAGUUUGUUACUCUGUACAUCAUAAAUUCAACGUAACACCAAUACGUACAAGAUACCGUUGGUGUUCUAAUCCUAGUCCAGUUGGAAAUACAUAUAAAUGUCAUGGACCUGAUAAACAUACUGAAAUUUGUACUAAAGAAAUUAACAGGUGUUCCAGUGAAACAACAACGAUAUUCGAAUGGACAUCUUGGUCGCAAUGGACUUCAUGCACAUCAUCGUGUAAUGGUGGUAAACAAUUUCGUAGACGUAUUUGUAAAGAUAAAAAUGGUUUAAGGACUGAUUAUGCAGAAAAAUUCACUUUGGAUGAAGUGAAAACAUUACUUAAAGAUCAGUCAGAGAAUAAAAAUCAAUUAAUGUGCAUUGGUAGAGCUUUUGAAGACAGAAAAUGUAAUACUCAUCCAUGUUCAACGAUAAAAAUAGUGUCUACUUGGAGUGAGUGGUACAUAACAGAUGAGAGUAAUGGGAAAGAAAACGUGCAAAGGAGAUAUCGUGUAGAAUGUUCGGCUAAAUUACCAGAAUCCGGUAGUUUUCAAGCUCAAAUCGAUACUCAGACUCGAAUCUGUAAGAUCGACAAAGAUAGUCAUGAAAUUAAUUGUGAAGAUCUUGAUAAAUCAUUUGAAAAUUUUGAAAAAUUCCUACCAGUUUUGUCAGAAAGUAUAAGCAAUGAUUGGUCAUCAUGGACUGAAUGUUCACAACCAUGUGGCGGUGGUAGCAGAUAUCGUAAAAGAAUUAAACCAUUUUUAUUACGUAACACAAUGGAUAAACUUACUAAAAAUGAUUACGAGAUAGAACAUGAACUAUGUAACUUGCAAUCAUGCACAGGUUAUUGGAGUUGCUGGUCAGAAUGGAGUAAAUGUUCAAAAACUGAACCUUGUGCUCGACCAAGAGGAGUACAACGUCGAUUUAGAACAUGUAUUAAUGAAUUUAAUUCACCUGUCAGCGAAAUGACACAGAUACAUAAUACAAGCUUAUGUUAUGGUGGGUUUGAGCACAGUGUACAAACAGUCCCAUGUGAACUGGAAAUUAGUGAAACGAAUUGCUUACAACAACGGCUAAAUCAAGUUAGAUAUCGGAAGCGAUCAGUCGAAGUUGAACAACUUGACAUAGAAAAACCUUUGGAUUCGCCCGAAUGGGCUAUUUGGUCAGAAUGUAUAACUGUAGAGCAUGUGUCGUAUCCUAUACGAAUGAGAACAAGAAAAAGCUGUGAAAACUGUGAGUGGAUUCAAUUUGAACGCUGUGAUACUAAGAAGCCUGUUGCACCUCAAGAAGUAUUAGGAGAUAAAUAUCAGUCUUAUAAGGAAACAGUUUUGAAUGAAGAUUCAGCUGAACAAUACGAUAUGUUACAUGCAAUAAUUGUUACACUGGUAGCAUUUACAACUGGCUUCGCUAUUGUUAUAAUUCCAUUUAUAACAUGUACAAUGAGAGAUCGUAAAAAUGCUCAAGGUAAACAUAAAUAUCAACAGCCUACAUCAUUAUCAGCAUCCAUAUGGCGUAAAAUAACCAAUGAACGUUUAUCAAAUAAAACACAAUCAAAUUUAUUACCAUAUGAAUGGUUUUUAGAUAAUGAUGAUAAAAAUCAUAAUCAAUUAACUUUUAAGAGUAACAGUGAUAGUAAAUUAGUAAAGAGAAUUCUUGACGAUAAAAAUAAUGGAAGGAAAAAGAAAAAGUUGAACCUUCACGAGAAGAAUGUUGACAGUUUAUCCAAUUCCUUAUUGUUAAUAAACUCUGAUAAAAAACAUAACAGAAAUCAUGAUUUCAAUGACCUAACUAAUCAAAUUCACAAGGAAUAUCAUUCAAAAGAUUCGCGUAAAGCAGCACAUAAUACUACAUCACCAGUACAACGUCCAGAAGUAGCUGGGUACAAUCUUGAUACAAGUAAAAGUAGAACAGCUGUUGAAUUGAAACUAUGUAAUGAUCAGAAUACAACUCCAGAUUACGAUGAUGUCAGUAAUAAUAAUGAUGUAUUAUUACAAAGUGUACAAUCAACAGCAAACAAGAUUACAAAUACGACAACAAUAAAACAAAGACCUAUAUCGGAUGUCCGAUAUGUAGACCCAAAAUCAGAAACUAGAUUAUCACAAGUAAAAAUUGUCAGUGUUUUGAUAUCUUCUUCACCACCAUCAGAACAAGUAUGGUCAGACAUGUCGGUGAAUAAUCCAAUGAUUCAUAAUGUUACAAUUAAUGACAGAUCGAAAAAUAGUAUUCAAGAAGAUACAAGUUGUUUUAAUGAAGUAUAUAUAACACCCGCUGAGAAUUGUAGAUAUGAUAAUGAGAUAAGCUUGAUGGAAAUAGAUGAGACAACACAUACUAAAAGUACCAUUCCAGACAAUUAGCUAAUAAAUUUUACAACUGCUUUAUGAUAAGAAUUAUGAACAAAUUAAUUCCUUUAUAAGUAUCUAAUAAUAAAUAAUCAUAUUAAAUACAAAAAUUCAAAUGUUA